Onychomys torridus (southern grasshopper mouse) is the source of this 613-nucleotide messenger RNA. RefSeq names its product FANCD2 opposite strand protein. The coding region runs from base 49 to 585 and encodes 178 amino acids. Lineage: Eukaryota; Metazoa; Chordata; Mammalia; Rodentia; Cricetidae. The record is from RefSeq and is a predicted model, not a curated record. The transcript has 2 exons.
CACUCAGGUCCCCUGAACAAGUAGCAAGUACUCUGAACUGGACUGUCAAUGGCAGGAUACCAGCUCUGGUCACCAUGGACCCCACUGGAUGAGAGCUUCCAAUGGCUGCGGCACACAACACCUACUCCUUGCUCCAAACACCCUUUUAGGGCCUCUCCUUGCUUCCCACACACCCCUUCUGACCUUGAGGUACAGUUGUGCUUUCAAGAAGUCACUCUUGUCCUAGACAGCCCACUUGUGGCACCUGGAGAGAGCCCCAGGUUACCCCGUCACACCUCAGAGCUCCGAGCAGUGACUAACAAGAAAGGACUUGUGAGGAAGCCCCAGCCAGUCCGUCUCAAGGGAGUAGAUUCUGUUUUCGGUAGGGUCAUCACAGCCCAGCCACCCAAGUGGACUGGAACCUUCAGAGUUUCAGACAAGUCAGCCUUCUGCAAAAUUAUCAGCAGGGAACACCAGUGGCCCACUGGACUCAAGGAGCCUCAGAUCCAGAUGACAGUGACUAUGUGCAAACAGAUGCUCCGCUCAAUCCUCCUGCUCUACUCGACGUACAAGAAGUGCACCUUUGCCCUGCAGCACUCCAAGUAGAGGGUCUCCAUCUGACCCAUGCCCCAUA